GUGGCGGCGGCAUUGGCGGCGGUGGCGGCGGCAUUGGCGGCGCCGGGGCGGCAUCAGCAGCAACAGCAGCAGCUCCGAGGAGGGUGAGACGGCCGCGGUGUCUGCAGGUCGGAAGUCAGGCGGGACCUAGAGCUUCCCGCUUGUCGCUGGCCCUGAGGCUUUUUUGCCUUUUCUUACCCUGCUUCUUCCUCCCGGCCCUGGCUAGGGCAGGGCAGCGCGCCCCCGGGGAGGGGCGGAGCUGUAGAUAUGGUGUAAGAUAUUUCUUCAAGACUGGACAGCUGAGGACCUAUCAUUUCUGAUAAGCCUUAAGCAGACUUACAGCCAUAGAGAAACCUCAACGGAUUUCCAUAUUUUGCUUUCUGCUUUAAACCUUUCCUGGCACCUCAGUUCAUCUUGCAACCAUGUAUGGAAGUGCUCGCUCAGUUGGGAAGGUGGAGCCGAGCAGCCAGAGCCCUGGGCGUUCACCUAGGCUUCCACGUUCCCCUCGCCUGGGUCAUCGUCGAACUAAUAGUACAGGAGGAAGUUCUGGAAGCAGUGUUGGAGGUGGAAGUGGGAAAACCCUUUCAAUGGAGAAUAUCCAAUCCUUAAAUGCUGCCUAUGCCACAUCUGGCCCUAUGUACCUAAGUGACCAUGAAAAUGUGGGUUCAGAAACUCCUAAAAGCACCAUGACACUUGGCCGUUCUGGGGGACGUCUGCCUUAUGGUGUUAGGAUGACUGCUAUGGGCAGUAGCCCCAAUAUAGCUAGCAGUGGGGUUGCUAGUGACACCAUAGCAUUUGGAGAGCAUCACCUCCCUCCUGUGAGCAUGGCAUCCACUGUUCCUCACUCUCUUCGUCAGGCCAGAGAUAACACAAUUAUGGAUCUGCAGACACAGCUAAAAGAAGUAUUAAGGGAAAAUGAUCUCUUGCGGAAGGAUGUGGAAGUCAAGGAGAGCAAAUUAAGUUCUUCAAUGAAUAGCAUCAAGACCUUCUGGAGCCCAGAGCUGAAGAAAGAACGAGCCCUCAGAAAAGAUGAAGCUUCCAAAAUCAGUGUUUGGAAGGAACAGUAUAGAGUUGUGCAGGAGGAAAACCAGCACAUGCAGAUGACAAUCCAGGCUCUCCAGGAUGAAUUACGGAUUCAGAGGGAUCUCAACCAGCUGUUUCAGCAAGACAGUAGCAGCAGGACUGGUGAGCCUUGUGUGGCAGAGCUGACGGAGGAGAACUUCCAGAGGCUCCAUGCUGAGCACGAAAGGCAGGCCAAAGAGCUGUUCCUUCUUCGAAAGACCCUGGAAGAAAUGGAGCUGCGCAUUGAGACUCAGAAGCAAACCCUGAAUGCUCGGGACGAAUCCAUCAAGAAGCUUCUGGAGAUGUUGCAGAGCAAAGGCCUUUCUUCUAAGGCCACUGAGGAAGACCAUGAGAGGACAAGACGCCUGGCAGAGGCUGAGAUGCACGUCCACCACCUAGAAAGCCUUUUGGAGCAGAAGGAAAAAGAGAACAAUAUGCUGAGAGAGGAGAUGCAUCGGAGAUUUGAGAAUGCCCCUGAUUCUGCUAAGACAAAAGCUCUGCAAACCGUUAUUGAAAUGAAGGAUUCCAAAAUUUCCUCUAUGGAGCGUGGGCUCCGAGACUUGGAAGAAGAAAUUCAGAUGCUGAAAUCCAAUGGGGCUUUGAGUACUGAAGAACGAGAGGAGGAAAUGAAGCAAAUGGAGGUCUAUCGGAGCCAUUCUAAAUUUAUGAAAAAUAAGGUAGAACAACUGAAGGAGGAACUAAGUUCGAAAGAGGCUCAAGGGGAGGAGCUGAAAAAGAGAGCAGCUGGUCUUCAGGCUGAGAUUGGUCAAGUGAAGCAGGAGCUGUCCAGGAAGGACACAGAACUACUAGCUCUACAGACAAAGCUAGAAACGCUCACAAACCAGUUCUCAGACAGCAAGCAGCACAUUGAAGUCCUGAAGGAGUCCUUGACUGCUAAGGAACAGAGGGCUGCCAUCCUCCAGACCGAGGUGGAUGCUCUCCGAUUGCGUUUGGAAGAGAAGGAAACCAUGCUGAAUAAGAAGACAAAACAGAUUCAAGAUUUGGCUGAGGAGAAGGGAACACAAGCUGGAGAGAUACAUGACCUCAAGGACAUGCUGGACGUGAAGGAGCGGAAGGUCAAUGUCCUUCAGAAGAAGAUUGAAAAUCUCCAAGAGCAGCUCAGAGAUAAGGAAAAGCAGAUGAGCAGCUUGAAGGAUCGAGUUAAGUCCUUGCAGGCUGACACCACCAACACGGACACCGCCCUGACGACUCUGGAGGAGGCCUUGGCCGAGAAAGAGCGAACAAUUGAACGCUUAAAAGAACAGCGGGACCGAGAUGAGCGAGAGAAGCAAGAAGAAAUUGAUAACUACAAAAAAGAUCUUAAAGACUUGAAGGAAAAAGUCAGCCUACUGCAAGGCGACCUCUCAGAGAAAGAGGCUUCACUCUUGGAUCUGAAGGAACAUGCUUCUUCCCUGGCUUCCUCAGGACUGAAAAAGGACUCACGGCUAAAGACACUAGAGAUUGCUUUGGAGCAGAAGAAAGAGGAAUGUCUGAAAAUGGAAUCCCAGUUGAAAAAGGCACAUGAGGCAACAUUGGAAGCCAGAGCCAGUCCAGAGAUGAGUGAUCGAAUACAGCAGUUGGAGAGAGAGAUUACUAGGUACAAAGAUGAAUCUAGCAAGGCCCAGGCAGAAGUUGACCGCCUCUUGGAAAUCUUGAAGGAGGUGGAAAAUGAGAAGAAUGACAAAGAUAAGAAGAUCGCUGAGUUGGAAAGGCAGGUGAAAGACCAGAAUAAGAAGGUUGCAAAUCUGAAGCACAAGGAACAGGUGGAAAAGAAGAAGAGCGCGCAGAUGCUGGAGGAGGCCCGGCGACGGGAGGACAACCUCAAUGACAGCUCCGCACAGCUGCAGGACAGUCUCCGUAAGAAGGAUGACAGAAUUGAAGAGCUGGAAGAAGCACUAAGAGAAAGUGUACAGAUAACUGCAGAGCGAGAAAUGGUGCUAGCACAAGAGGAAUCAGCCAGGACCAAUGCUGAAAAACAGGUGGAGGAGUUACUGAUGGCCAUGGAGAAAGUAAAGCAGGAACUAGAGUCCAUGAAAGCAAAGCUGUCCUCUACUCAGCAAUCUCUGGCAGAAAAAGAAACUCAUUUGACCAACCUUCGGGCAGAGAGAAGGAAACAUUUAGAGGAAGUCUUGGAGAUGAAGCAAGAAGCUCUUCUGGCUGCCAUUAGUGAAAAAGAUGCCAACAUCGCUCUUUUGGAGCUUUCAUCCUCUAAGAAAAAGACCCAAGAGGAGGUGGCUGCGCUAAAGCGGGAGAAGGACCGUCUGGUGCAGCAGCUCAAGCAGCAGACACAAAAUCGAAUGAAGCUAAUGGCCGACAACUAUGAGGAUGACCACUUCAAAUCCUCCCAUUCCAAUCAAAGCAAUCACAAACCCUCCCCAGACCAGAUCAUCCAGCCCCUCUUAGAACUUGACCAAAAUAGAAGCAAAUUAAAAUUGUAUAUUGGACACCUGACAGCCCUCUGCCAUGACCGAGACCCCCUGAUCCUCCGUGGGCUCACCCCACCAGCUUCCUAUAACUUGGACGAUGACCAGGCAACUUGGGAAAAUGCGCUGCAUAAGAUGACCCGGGAACAGCUUCAGAAUGAGCUAGAAAAGGGUGAGCGCGACAAUGCAGAGCUGCAGGAGUUUGCCAACGCCAUCCUCCAGCAGAUAGCAGACCACUGCCCUGACAUCCUGGAACAGGUGGUCAACGCAUUGGAAGAGUCCUCCUGACCCUGCUCCGUGGGGAAUGGCCAGCCCAGCAGCCUGACACCGUGAACCAGGAGCCAAGGGAAGAGAACUGCGAGAAGAAACAGGCACCCAGAACCCUCUUGGCACCAAACUAACACUACGAGCUCUACCUGCCUGGUUAGUCCUGCAGGUGGGAUUCCAGCACCGUUUCGACAUCUGUCAUCCUGCUCUGCCUUUGUACUUUGGAUGUUGUCUCUACACUUACUUUCUUGAUGUCCAGGGCAGGUAAGUGGCUGAGUCUGCAUGAAGAACUGACACCCAAUCAUCACCUGCGGAGAACUCAGGACCUGGUGGCUGUGCCCUCACAGGGAAACAUGGAGUAGGGGGCUUCUUACUUUCUGUCCUCAGCAUGAGAACUAAAGCUGGAACCUGCUUGGAGUUCGACAUACUGAGAGGACGCUUCCCCAUGGACCAAAGAGCUGAGUGUUCCAAUGUCACAACUAGGAGGUACUUUCUCCUAAAAGGGUAAAAACAAAAUCUCAGAAAGGUAGUAUUAGAAAAACGGGGAAAGAGAGUACAGGGACGAAGAGAAAAAUGACUCCCCUUCUUGCUGUUUCCUUCGCUUCCUUUUCUCUGCAGCAUUUACUCAGGGCAGCUUUGAGUUGGCCUCCUGAACCACUGGAUGAGCACCGUGCCCAGCCCUGUCUGUCUCGCCCAGCGUGCCCUUCUUCUCAGCCCGGUAACAAGCGGGUCGUGCAAACAGUUCUUCCCUGAGUCCCUCUAGUUUGAGACCUUUGACCUUAUACUUAGUUUGUCAGACCACGUAUUUCCGAUGGAAAGAAGAGAGGGGUUCGGCAUGAGGCACUGUCCUCACCGGCUCUGCUUCUGUACAAGGUGACCAGUCUUGGGAUCAGGUGGGCUUCUCCCAAGCAGCUCUGAGCCCCAAAGGAUGACUUCUGCCUUCCCAGCACCAUGCUCCAAGCUCUUGCAGCCCCACGGUGACUGAGUUCCUGACUCAUCUCCCACCCUUACAGCUCUACUCUUGAUUUGCACUCCCAGAUCCAAAGUCUCAUGCAUUGUCUGGAAACUCCUUCUGGCACGAAUGAAUAUUUUUCAUCCCACACACAUUCCUUCUUCUGUUCUUUCACUCAAGGAAUAUUUAUGAAAUGCCUACUGUUUGCAAGUCAGUGUUAGGCACUCAUCCUCGAAAAAAAGUGAGGGAGAGGUAUAAAGGAUGCUGAGACAUACUUGGGUGAGUCAGCAGUAAAAGGCAUGCUCUUCCCCUCCCCCACCUUAAUAGAAGGUCUCCUUUCCAGAAAAGUCUUUCACAAAUCAGCAUUUCUCAUUUCUCACUGUAAUGGAAUUGAUGGCUUUGGGGGCAGGGGGCUGAGUCACUGACCUGCCUGCAGGAUCUCCUUCGGUGACCCAGGAUUUUCGUUUAUUGUUGCUCCCCUCAAAGAGUAUAUACUGUUCAGGAGGCUGUGGUGGGGUUUUCUUAACACAUCUGUGUGAACCUCUUGGAACUUGGCCGGCUCCAUGUCACAAAUCAGAAAAUCGACCCCAAAGUUGCAAAUCCAGGUGAAGGUGUUGGCAUUUUGAAGGGCAUUUUUCCCAACCAUAGGCAAUGGCAGUCACAAGUAAUCAGGCACCAGGAAAUAAACCACUUAACCCAAACAUAGGCCUUCACCUCUGCAGCCAGACACCGCCCAGACAGCCACAUCUCCUGAUAAGAGUUCCUGGGCUGAAUGUCUUUGUCUUACGUUUUCUCUUCCCCCUCCCUCUCCCCCGUUACUCACCCAAAGACGCUGAUGCUGCCUGUAAAGUCAUCACAGCCAUCAGUAUCUUCCCACCAGCAGCCGCGACUGUCUCAUUAACUUAUAUGGUCAAAUCUCCAGCUGCCGUGAUUCCCUGCUAUAAAACAAUCUCUCCCUGUGAGAAGCUGUAGUGUUUCUUAUCGAAGGUUUAAAUGGACUCUGCUUGUAAACUUCUUACUGAGACGCUUCCUGAUAGCCAGGCUGGCCAGAGUGGGGGUGCAGGAGCUCCACAGUAAUGGGUGGUCAUUGUGGUCAAUUACCUCAAUCCCACGUAUUUAUUGCACUGUCCAUAAAUCAUGUAGAAAGCCCCCAGCAUUUUAGGGCUGGAGUAUUAGAAUCUCACUUUAUCUACCUUACUGCGCAGUACUGAGGUAUGAUGACAACACCUUUCGCAGGACUACCACAGAACAGAGAAAGCAGAAAAGCCUGGCUGGCUAGCUGUUCAGCAGCUGGUCUGACAAGUGAGAGAUGGGCCAGGUCUCCCUGGAUCCCACUGGCUCAGCCUUUAUCCUCAAAUACAGGGCCUGCCACUCUUGCCCCCUUGGUGCGUGACACUCUCUGUGCCUCCUUCCUCCCGCUUUUCAUUUCGACCCUUCCUAUUUCUCCCCCUCUGAAACCUUGUGGAAGUCCUCCAUACCAGUGCUUCUGAGAAGAAACAUUUCGGGGGCAGAUGUCUGUGUGGCCUCUCUGAACCAUGGCAAGGAUCUCAUUGAUCCUCCCUAGUCUCACCACCGUUUCUGGGAGCUGUUUGGUCCUAAACAGACUCUGGCUAAAGUUUAAUGGUGAGCAUGACCUUAUAUUACAGGGACAAAGUGAAUACCGUUUCUAGCAUUUAGAGUAUCUUAUUGAACUUAGAUCAUUCAUUGAGCCAACUUUUACUAAAUGCACAGCUCACAUCACACAAGGACUUGUUGUUCCAUGACCCUCUUAUGGUUCUCAAGGUUUCACAAGGUCACGCAGCUACCACCAAAGGUCUGUGACCUUGGCAGCUCACUGCAGAUUGCCUGUAAUGUUCACCAAACUCAUCAUUCCGUUGGAAAGUUUAGUUUCCCCUUAACACCUAAAGACCUGUACCCCAAAUCAAAGUCAUCAUGAGGAGGACAACAAGAAGAAAAACAGUAAACGGAGCUUGGGGCUCAUGACUAAAGAAAUACAAUGUGACUCUCAUCUUUUCACAUACCUCUGUCCCAGGCACUCAUCGAGUUCCUGAUGAAGUACCUGAAUUGAGAUUUGCAAGGACUUGGAUACCAUUUGAAAUAAAAAAGACUUUAAGUGGGCUUUAACGUGUUAAGAAAUAUGAAUAGAAAUCCCCAAAGCCAUCCCAGUUCUAACCUUUGACCUCAUACAUUACUAUCUAAAGAUCUUAAGUUCUUUUCUCUCUUCCUUACACUUGGGCUUUUAAAAUUCUAGUAAGGCAGACUGGACUCAAGACCACCUUCAGUGUCACUAAUGGCAAUGUUACUUGGCACUUUUUUUUCAGUAAAAGUCUGUUUGGUUUUCCAUGAGGAGUUCAUUGGCUCACCCACUCCUGGGAGUGAGAGAAGAGGAAGAGGAAGUCAUCAUGUUUUAGUCAACUGCUAACCUAAUUCCUCCCCUGUUGAUGGUCAGGAUUGGCAUUUGGAUUUGCUGCUAGAGAGUCCUGCUAAUCGCAGCACCAUCCUGCCCUCCUGUCUGACCCCACUGCUUACAUAUAGGCCUGCUGGCCACCCUCAGGGACUUUGAGGGAAGAGCAAAUCAAAGAGUACGUUGCCACAUGGAACGUGACCCUCCCUUGGCACGUCCUAAGUGUCAGUAGGCCCUAUCUGUGUCAGCACUGUUAGUACCUUUCAUGCUGCCUCCCUGGCCUCACCUCCCACCAGUUCAGAACUGUGGAAAAGGAGAUGAGAACAGGGGCACUGCAGCUCGCUGCCCUGUCCAAGCCUGCGAGACCACCCACCCAUCACUGCCAGUCCUGGGUUUCUCAGGACAGUAACUUGAACCAUUCAAAGAAAUGUUUUAAGAGAAUCUGGUGUUUCCCCUAUGUGAACUAAGGGAAUAUUUGGGCAAGAAAAAAACAUACAUUACAGGGAAAUCCUUCUGAACAAAAUGGCUGUCUUUACUUACUCUUUUUAAGCAAAUACUGUUUCCAAUCUUUUUAGUGUCGAAACUGUAACCAAGUGUCUCCUGAUUUUUUUCCAGUGUGUUUAGCGAGUGCUGUGAUCCUAUUGUAGGUAUUUCUCCUCUUGACUCUUUUGGGGGAGAGAUGAUUUUAGGGAUUGAUUUGGGGGGAGUGGGUGUUUGUCCCAUCCCACCUCCUUCUGUUUCUCUGCUCGUCAAUAUUGUCUGUGUGGCUCAGAGAAUUGGGGCAGUUACGUUGUGUCCAUUGUUGAGAUUAUUAAGAUAUUAAAAAGUAGUUGUAGAACUAAAAAAAUUAAAGAGCUGUGUUUUUAAAAAAUGCAAACCAAUAUCAUAUUAAAGGAAUUCAAGCUAUGGGGCAGCCAAACUCCUCCCCUCCUCCCAAGUCGGCUGAGGUGUCAGCUGGGCUGGCCACUUGUGAAGCACAAGGGCCACACUCCAGUAGGUGACUGAGAGAUAGCUGCUGAGGAAAAGGAAUGGGAAUCGGGGGCUCAGAGAGUCCCCAUUGUGCCAGCGUUUUCCUUACAUCCUCAGGACUUCUGGGUAGAACUUGCACAGUUUGUGACCCCAUAACCACCCUCACCCCACGUUGGCCCCAGCUCAGUGUGCCUAAUACAGUGUGGUUACCUGGGCCUGACUCAAGCCCCACACCUGGCAGCAGCCCUCUACAGGCCACAGAACCUCUUUCCUGCCCUCUUGGUGCUAUAUCAUCCAGUGACCCAUCCAAUAUGGGCCGAGAACUGGCCAGCCCAGAGCCUGCAAUCCAGGUGAAUGAAUUACACUCAGAUCUCAGUUCCUUCUGGCUUCAGUUCCUAGAUUCUUUCCCUUUAAGAUUUUUAGACCCCAGAUCUCCCGGGCCCGGGCUGUCUCUGUUGGCUCCCGAGUUGCCACGGUUUGGAAAGGAAGUGAAUCAGCUGAAGCCAGAGGAUGCAUGCGUAGGCCAGAGCCAGCCCCCUGAGCCCCGCGCCUGUUUCCACACCACACCAGUGUUGCAUCAUCCGCCAGUGUAGCUGGGCCCCCUGAGGGUGGCACACCGCUGUGCUGGCCUGCCUGCCUCAUGCAGGACUAGCCCAGAAGCCUCCCAGCACACCAGGAUGCCCAGGGUGAAGCCAGGGUCUCCCUGGGACUCAUGCCCACCUCUGCCUCAGAAGAGAAGCGCUGCACUUUAGUGAGGAGCUAAGGGGCAGUACUGACUCCUUGUAGCUUGAGUUCCUUUUGGUGACAGUAGCAGCUGCAAUGGUGGUGUCUGUGAUGCAAAUGCACCCGCUGCCUUCCAGUUUGCGUGUGUGCGCGUGAGUGUGUGUGUGCACACGUGUGUGUGAGUGCAGGUGUGCAUGUGCGUGUGUGAGCGUGUGUAUGUGUGGUGGCCAGUCAUGUUACUGACAGGAUAAUGACACUACAAAGAAAUUGUGUUAUAGUCAACUUUGCCUUGAUAAUUAUUGUAAACACUUUGUUCAUUUUUUUCUUUUUUAUUCACAAACUAAAUCCAUUGGGAAAUUAUAAAGUUAUUUAAAAAUUG
Molecule: messenger RNA, 9158 nt
Organism: Hipposideros armiger (great roundleaf bat)
Lineage: Eukaryota; Metazoa; Chordata; Mammalia; Chiroptera; Hipposideridae
Gene: ERC1
Product: ELKS/RAB6-interacting/CAST family member 1
Exons: 19
Coding region: 402-3752 (1116 amino acids)
Biological process (GO): neuromuscular synaptic transmission; regulation of synaptic plasticity; maintenance of presynaptic active zone structure
Cellular component (GO): cytoskeleton of presynaptic active zone
Molecular function (GO): structural constituent of presynaptic active zone
Source: RefSeq, a predicted model, not a curated record